AGAUCGCCCAAGCGCACCACAAAACGCCUCAAUGAUUGUGAUGAAAAAUAAGAAGAUACAUAUUUCUGUGUAAUUUGUGUGUCUUUCAUCAGCUCUUAGGUGCAAUGGUUCUGCAAGUUCAAUCAGCAUCCUGACAUUGUUCUUCCAUCUGAAUUGCUCGGCAAAAUGUCAACAAACGAUCCAUCGGCUAGUCGCAUCCCUGGUCAGUUAAAGCGGUCUCCUGAAAAGCUCAGCAAGCACUUCAGACACAGCGACUCUGGGUCAGAAUCGGAUGGAGAAAGUGAGGACAAUCGUUCAACAACUGCGGUCACUGACCCUGCGCGACCUCCAGAUGGCCUUACUGCUUCCCAGAAGAUCCCCACUCCCACAAAACGGCGCGAUGGCAAGGGCCGUAAAUCACGGUCCCGAAGAAAUGAGUGGGAGAUAAUGGAGGGACUUAGGGAUGGUCAGAAGUGUGACACCCUGCCGGACAAGCACCAGGGUUAUCUUUCAAAGCGAAAACGAUGGCCCAUGAAAGGCUGGCACAAGCGAUACUUCCUCCUUGAGAAGGGAAUUCUCUACUACAGCAAAUCGCCAAGUGAUAUUCAGAAGGGGAAAUACCAUGGAGUCAUUGACAUUGGCCUAUCUGUUCUUGCAUUCAAGAGGAAUCGUCAUCGAAUAGAUAUUGAUGCUGAAGAGUUGGUCUACCAUAUCAAGUUGAAGAGGGCCCUGUUUGAUGAUUGGCUGACCCGUCUACGUCUGCACCGCCUCUAUAGGCAGCAUGAGAUUGCGUACGGUACUAAGGAAUCGCCUAAACUCACCGAACUGAAUCCUACAAUGCCUGCUGAUGAGCUGGUUAAUCUUACCUCCAAUGUCAACCUGGCAGAUAAAGCUCGUGAUAAUUCCCUGCACCGUGAACUCUCGAGGCACCCAAGCUUGAAGGGUCAGGACAGGGUGGCCGCCUGGCUCCUGGACACUCAGGGAUUUGAACACUGUAACAAAGCCUUAGGUCAAGCUCAGAGUCUGCUGUAUGAGCUCAACAAGAACCUGACCUCUCUACGGGAUUCCCAAGUAAGCAGCGAUCCGUUUGAUAGUGAUUCGAAAGAUUCAAAAGAUAAAAGCAAGAACAAGAGUUUCAGUGGGUGGAAACCCAAGAAGAAGGACCAUAAGCGUAACUCCAGUCUCCAGGACGACCGUAUACCCACCACUGUGGUUCAGCCAUUUGCAUCCCAACCGGCCACGCCCCAGAUACAGGUGGACCCCCCGUCCCCAUUCCACCGGGUGCCCAACGAUCUGCUUCGCUCAAGUUCAUCCAACCCAAACCUCCACUCAGAUGACCGGCACUGUCCCAGCCCAGUCAGCGCGCCUAUCAAGAACACAAGUGUUAAGCGGCAGGCGAGUGUCGAGGAUAUGAAGCUGAAGGAGACAUUUGUGGCGAAUGCUGAACAAGUUUAUGAAACGUUGCGCAAUCUCUUCCAUUCAAUGUCCACUGAGAGGGACAGGCUAAAACAGACGGUGGACUUGAACAACAUAACCACUGUAGCAAAUAGCACUUCAACCUCCAACGCGGCCGUAGCUUCUCUCAAACAGACCCUUGCUGAGGUAUGCCAACAAAACAAGCUGUUGAAGGCCCGCCUCGCCCUCAUUCACAGCGAGUCAGCACUGGCUGACCUUCACCUUUCCAGCCCUCCAGGCAGCCCCAUGGAGCGCAGGUUGGCUGGUUUGACUCAAUCAUUCUCUGCUGAGAGCUGCACAAUGUCAGAGUACUACGACGCUGUGGAGGAAAAUAACCUGGAGUCACUCAGUGAUUCAUCAUCAGAGAGAUCCGAUGAGGAGAUAUCUUCAGAGAUCAGUGAUGACAACGACACAGAGAUGAGCAUAGCACACAGCGCUUCAGAGGACCGCAUCUUGUCGUUCCAGACCGGGCGCCGGUCUAAGUUGCCGGUUCCCAAGUCAGACAAGGGAGACGUGUCCCUGUGGAAUCUGCUGUUCAGGAACAUCGGCAAGGACCUCACCAAGAUAUCUAUGCCCGUCACACUGAACGAGCCCCUGAGUAUGCUGCAGAGACUAUGUGAGGAGCUGGAAUACAGUGAUCUGCUGGAUAAGGCUAACCUGUGUGAAGAUCCCUUUGAUAGAAUGAUGUAUGUGGCAGCCUUUGCUGUGAGCAGCUAUGCCAGCUCAUGUUACCGUGUGGGCCAUAAACCUUUCAACCCCCUGCUGGGAGAAACCUACGAGAGUAUACGGGAGGAUAGGGGCUGGAAGUUCAUCUCUGAACAGGUGAGCCACCAUCCGCCAAUAUCAGCCUGCUACUGUGAGUCCAAGAACUUCACUCUAUGGCAAGAUGUGCAGAUCAAGUCCAAAUUCUGGGGUAAAUCAAUGGAGAUCCAACCAAUAGGCAUUGUGAAUGUAACCUUGCCAAAGUCUAAGGAUCACUACCGCUGGAACAAGGUCACCACAUGUGUUCACAACAUUCUGGGAGGUCAGCGCUGGGUGGAUCAGUUUGGGGAGAUGACCAUCACCAACGGGAAAAUUGUCUGCAAAUUGACCUUCACCAAGGCGAGCCACUACUACCAGUCAGACAAGCGCCAUGAGGUGUAUGGUACGAUAGAGAAUGGCGAGGGCAAGGUGGUACACAACCUGUUCGGGCGCUGGAACGAGGCUCUGUACUGUGGACACGCCCCCUCUGCUCGUUGCAUAUGGAGACCAGGGACGAUGCCUGAAGAUUAUGAGCUUUACUAUGGUUUCUCCCGGUUUGCUAUGGAGCUCAACGAAAUUCUACCGGACGAGGAGUCGUUUCUACCUCAUACAGAUUCCCGCUUCAGGCCGGACCAGAGGUUACUGGAGGAAGGAUGCAUUCCAGAGGCAGAGAAAGAGAAGUCUCGUAUUGAGGGCCUGCAGAGAGAGCGCAGGAAACAGCGGGAAUCUCAGAGACUGGAGUACAGGCCAGUCUGGUUCAGGCACGAAGUUCUCGGUGGUAAAGAUGCAUACAACUAUGACAACAAAUACUGGGAGACCCGUAAAGAGCACGCGUUCGAGAAAAUGGCCAUUCCUAAACUUUGGUAGCAACAGCUUGGACUGUGAUUAAUUAGGUUACAAGAAAACUGUUAAUCUUACAAAAAUCUGGGCUUCACCAUGGUGAUUUUAGGCAUAUUUGGGUAAAUUUUAAUGAAGCAUAUAUUGUUAGCAUAAACAUGUGUGCUAACUAAUUAUCCCUCGCCAGAGGCGGAGGGAUAUUGUUUUGGCGUUGUCCGUCCGUCCCUCCGUCCGUCUUUUCGUCAGUCUGUUCGGACCCAUAUCUUGAAAGUGCUUUGGCGGAUUUCAUUGAAAUAUAGUAUGAGUAUAUAUAUGGAUAAGAGAAUGAUGCACGCCAAAUGACAUCGUACACCAUCUGUUUAUAAUGGAGUUAUGGCCCUUUGUAUUUUGAAAAAAUGCUUUUUUGUGUGUCCCGAGCCAUAUCUUGGAAGUGCUUUGGCGGAUUUCAUUGAAACUUGGUAUGGGUAUGUAUAUCAAUAAGAGGAAGAUGCAUUCCAAAUGGCAUUGUACACCAUCCGUUAAUAGCAGAGUUAUUGCCCUUUGUAUCUUGAAAAAAAUGCUUUUUUGAGUGUCAAAUAUACACUUUUGUGUCUAGAAGCAUAUUGGCGGGGGAUAUCAACUCAACAAAUUUGCUUUUUUCAGUAGUUUUAGUAACUUUAUUCAUAACUUUGGCAUUUUCUGUACAUCUUGAUUUUCAGAAACAUGGCAAUAAUACAGUUUGAAUGUAAAUAAUAAAAUUUCCAACAAUUAAAAUAAGUAAUUUUAUUGAUGUAUAUUUGAUAAAUUAUGUAAUAUCAAGUUAUAACGUAAAUAAUAUAAUGUUGUGAUAAUUAAAUGUAUGUAAUGUUCACAGAUUUCUUUAGUGUUUGUUUAUUUCAAUGAAUGUUUUGCGUGUUCAUUGUCUUCUAUGUUUAACUACAAGAGGUAUUGUCACAAAUGUUAUGUUAAGUUUAUAUUUUGUCACCAUCAAUGGCAAGCUCAACAUAUCACCAAUGUUGACAUUACAUGUGCUUUUACAAUGGCAUUAUCUAUGGUGUUACAUGAAAUGUCUGUGUUGUUUGUUCCUCAAUGUGUGAAUAUUACAUGUUCAAGAUUGAUUGGAAUUUCAGAAUUUCAUUUGAUAACAGUCCCUUUAACUUACAGGAGUCCUAAUAACCGAUUUAGGCAUGUGUGAUUUGCAUACUAAUUUUAGUUUACCUGAGCACAAAUUACUUAAUUUGAGCUAUUAUUAUCGCCCUAUGUCCGGCGUUGUUCGUGUUAUCAAGUUUUAACUUGUUAUUGCACAAGGGGCCACAUUUUUCAUCCAGUCUUGAUGAAACUUCCUCAGACUGUUUAUCUUAAAAAUAUCAAGGACGAGGUCAAAUCUUGGUCAGGUGUGUCAAUUAACAAGGUCACCAGGUCAUAUUUCAUAUACAAAAAACCUGUAAUAACUUCAUAGAGGCUGCAUUUAUGAUUCAAUCUGGAUGAAACAUGGUCAAAAUGUUUAUCUUCACAAUAUCAAGUUCAAAUCUGGAUGACAUGCAUUCCAAACUUAGGUCAUGAGGUCAAAUAUUAGAAAAACACUGUUGUCCCUUUAAAAGCUAGAUGUAUGACUCAUGUUGUCCCUUUAAAAGCUAGAUGUAUGACUCAAGCUAGAUGUAUGACUCGAGCUAGAUGUAUGACUCAAGCUAGAUGUAUGACUCAAGCUAGAUGUAUGACUCAAGCUAGAUGCAUGACUCAAGCUAGAUGUAUGACUCAUUCUUGAUGUAUCUUGCUCAGAAUGUUUAUCUUAACCAUUUUUUGGCCUGGUAUAAAUCUUGGCCACAUGCAUCAAGAAACUAAGUGACCAGGUCGAAUAUUGACAAAUUUGUCAUCCUCAAACUAAGUGACCAGGUCAAGUAUUGGCCAUUGAUCAUCCACAAACUAAGUGACCAGGUCAAGUAUUGACCAUUGGUCAUCCUCAAACUAAGUGACCAGGGAUGUAUUGACAAUUGGUCAUCCACAAACUAAGUGACCAGGUCGAAUAUUGACAAAUUUGUCAUCCUCAAACUAAGUGACCAGGUCAAGUAUUGACGAUUGGUCAUCCACAAACUAAGUGACCAGGUCAAGUAUUGACAAUUGGUCAUCCUCAAACUAAGUGACCAGGUCAAGUAUUGACAAUUAGUCAUCCUCAAACUAAGUGACAGGUCAAGUAUUGACAAUUGGUCAUCCUCAAACUAAGUUACCAUGUCAAGUAUUGACAAUUGGUCAUCCUCAAGCUAAGUGACCUUAGUGACAGGUCAAGUAUUGACAAUUGGUCAUCCUCAAACUAAGUGACCAGGUCAAUAUCCUCAAACUCAGGUGAGCGUUUCAGGGCUAUGAUGGCCCUCUUGUUUUAUUUUUACUAAAUUAUUUAUAUUUAUUUUGAAUUAUAGUUUAUUUUGUUAUUCAUGUUUGAUACUACCCAAAAAUUAUUUGUUUAUUCUUGGUUACAUUUUCCUCCAUGGUACUGUUUGAAUGAUUAAAUAUGUUAGAUAUGUUAGAAUUAUUAAAUAUAAUAUUCCUGCAAAAAGUGGUGGGAAUUAUUUUAUUUCAUGAUUUCCGUUGUUUAAUGUGGAAUAUCAGUGAUUUAAAACUUGGCAUUCAUUGAUUCAAAAAUGGAAACAUAAACAUGAAAAUCCCAUAAUUGUCUACCCAAAAACAAAUAAAUGGUGUAUUUGUUUAUACAAUUUAUCUUAUAUUUUCUUAUAUUUGCUUUCAGAUUCUAAACUCGCAAAUUUAAUGUUGCCAUUUUUCUGUCAGUUUUUUUUAUGUGGCUUUACCAUUUAGAAACAAGAAUACAAUUAUUAAAUGAAAAAAGAAUAACAAAAAGAACUACAGGUUCCCUUGCAAGAAAAUUAUAAUCAGUGAGGUUAUUAAAAAUUAUAAUCGGGUUAUUUAAUCUUAAAAUCAGUAGGGUUUUUUUAAGUAAAAGACAACUACUCACAUGUAUUUAACGUAAAUGAUGUCAACUCAUAAUUAAAAGUUGUAAAAAACUGCAAUUUAACUCAUUAUUUCGACACUUAAAGGGAAGUAACUGCUACUCUUAUUUAUUGUGUCCCUUUAUUUGAUUUAUUACGUCCCUUUAAUUCAUAAAUGUAUACCGUUUUAAGUGUUCCGCUUUCUAUUCUGCUUUUUGGCAUAUUUUUUAUUUAAGAAUAACUAUUCAUCCCCUGUAUGGUAUUAUUUUUUACACGAAUCUUCAGAAAAUUAUCUUAUAAAAAAACUGUAUAAAUAAAACACCAUGCUCUUCUUUGUCGGUUCAAUCCCCGUUUAAGCCAAUGGCUUAACCGGUUAGCAUGAAAUCUUUAAAAGCGGAUUUGGAAUCCGUUUAUUGACUGCGAAAUAUGAGCAUCGGGUUCAAGAAACUGUAUCAAAUGCAUAUACGUGAGCGACUUACCAGAUUUGCCCUUGCUUUCCGCACAUUUUAAGCAUAGACGACACUUUUUGGCUAGAGCAGAUUUUGUUUAAAAAAAGAUAUUCUUUGAAAGAAAAAUUACAUCGAAUCAAAAAUUGUCAUCCUGAUUAGACUUCGCGGACUGCACAGGCUAAAUUGGGACGACACUUUCCGUACACGCAUUAAGUCCAGUUUCCAAGAACAGGGUGUAUAAUAAGGUUGUUAUAGUAAUAUGUUAUGUUAUUUACUUGUUAUAUAUUGUCGUAGUCCGUAUGUUAUGCACAUGUCUACAUGACACUUUUUAUGUACUUAACAAUGGCAGUAUUGGUUACAUGACAACGAAAAUAAUCCGGUACACCGAUACAAACAGUGAACUCAUGUAUAUUUUUAUGCCUCCGGAUCGAAUUGGAUAUUUUAAUUGGGAAAAAAUGGUCGGAAGUAAGCAAAAAGUGCUAUUCAUGUUGUAUAAAUACCAAUAAUUUUUUAAAAGUAUUCACUUUUAGACGGUAUGUCAGUGUUAAUUAGUCUAAUCAAUUUUUUUGACUGUAUUAACCCUUUCAGUGCGGGAACCGAAUUUUAAAGGCCUUUGCACACAGUUUGGAUCCAGAUGAGACGCCACAAAACGUGGCGUCUCAUCAGGAUCCAAACUGUUUGCUACUCUGAUAGUAUUCUUUGAAAAGAAAUCGAAGAAAAUGCUAAUUUUAGAAAUUCAGCAGACGACAUUUUAGCAGACGACAAAUUUCCCAGCAUGCAAAGGGUUAAAUAACUAUGCAUGUACCUGUAUUCUGUGCAAUAGAUUCUGUGCAAAAAGUGUAUGUUUAAUGAGAAUGCCAGAACUGUAGUAGUUGAAAUGUGAAAAACUACAAUAUUUAACAAAAAUUGUCAAUACCUCGAAGGACACUUGAAAUGUGCUUUGCACAGUUGUAAUCACCAGCUUAUGUGUGUUUUAGAAACCUGUGACUGUUGAUUGCUUGCCAGUCAUGAAUGGAGCGCUUGCGUUGCAAUUAUAGUCCUAUUGCGUCUAUGCAUUACCGGUACUUGAGUAAAAAUCAUGUAUAUAUAUGGUGUAGUACAUGUACUUUUCGCCAUCAUUUAGUUACAUAUAGCGGGGAGAGUUUUUAUUUUAUUUUUGCACAUUUACUCGACUGUAGCGCUGUAAUUAGAAUAUAUUAUCUAGAAAUAUUGAACUGAUUCUGUUCUGGUCUUAGGUAAUGAACGUAUGAAACACCUUUUUAUGUCCCCCACCACUAUAGUGGGGGACGUAUUGUUUUUGCCCUGUCUGUUGGUCUGUAAGUUGGUCUGUUGGUUUGGUCAAACUUGAACAUUUGCCAUAACUUUUGCAAUAUUGAAGAUAGCAACUUCAUAUUUGGCAUGCAUGUGUAUCUCAUGGAGCUGCACAUUUUGAGUAGUGAAAGGUCAAGGUCAUCGUUCAAGGUCAAAGGUCAAAUAUAUGGGUCAAUAUCGCUCAUUUAAUGUUCACUUUUGCAGUAUUGAAGCAAGCAAUUUGAUAUUUGGCAUGCAUGUGUAUCUCAUAUAUAUGGGGACAUAGUGUUUCACAAACACAUCGCAUGUUUUAUUUUGUUUCUUACUAAUAUUUUAGCAUCAAUGAACUUUGAAUUUGUAUAUUAAUCAUAAAAUAGUUAAAUAACUUGUUAUGUUACAUGUCAAACCGAAAAGGCGUUAAACUAUAUUAAGUGACUAUGUAAUUUAAAUUGUUGUCCGGUUAAAUUGGUUCGUAUGUUACCUAAAUAUUUGAAGAUUGUAACGUAAAAUUGUAUCUGCCCAUUCUGGGUAAAAUGCACUAUGAAUGUAAACACACACAUAUUAACUGUAGAGCUGUACUAAAUUACAUGUAAUGCACUUAAUAUUCUAUAUAAUAUAUUAAUCUGAAAAUAAAUAUAUCGGAACUCAUCAUCUGAAGUAAUGAUCUGAUAUUGGUGCAUAAUCUGUUUUAAGACCAACUAAAACAUAAUGAUUUUGCAAUAUUAUAGACACUUUCUUUUCUUAGAACCGUAAUCAAAUCAAAUCAAAUAUGUACCCAUACUUUCUUAACCUUAAUUCUAGAUGUGUGUGUUAUGCUUUCCGCUUUAGAACGGGAAUUGUUUAGUUGCAUAAUACAUUGUGGCUCUAUUCUCAUCAGUUAUAGUUGAUUGUAUCAAUAGAAAUGAACUUGAACUGUUAAAGUUGAAAUUUGUUUAUUUGUUAUUUAUUCUUUACAAUGUUUAGUUAAAUGCGUGUAUUUCACAUUAUCAAUAAACCAGCUUACAUAAAAUACAACA
This is a messenger RNA of Dreissena polymorpha, 8685 nucleotides long. RefSeq names its product oxysterol-binding protein-related protein 3-like. Lineage: Eukaryota; Metazoa; Mollusca; Bivalvia; Myida; Dreissenidae. The transcript has 24 exons. The record is from RefSeq and is a predicted model, not a curated record. Gene Ontology annotation, cellular component: cytosol; plasma membrane; intracellular membrane-bounded organelle. Gene Ontology annotation, molecular function: cholesterol binding. Bases 166 to 3042 code for a protein of 958 amino acids.